Molecule: messenger RNA, 1269 nt
Organism: Lathyrus sativus (Indian pea)
Lineage: Eukaryota; Viridiplantae; Streptophyta; Magnoliopsida; Fabales; Fabaceae
Source: the annotation of a GenBank genome assembly
AUGAAAGACCUUUGUAGAAAUUUCCAGCGAGGCAGCUGUAGUUAUGGAGAAAGGUGUAGAUUUCUUCAUCAACAACCAAAUCAACAGCAGCGAAAAUCUAAUGCCUUUGGAGGACAGACCAAUAAAAACCCCUUUGGGUUUGGGUCUGCUUCUGCCUCUGCUCCCAACCAACAACAAAAGAACAAUCCUUUUGGUUUUGGAUCACAGAAUACCUCUCAGUCAAACGGGGCCCCUCGUUCCGACUCCAAACCAAACCAAUUCCAGCCUUUUGAAAACAAAUGGAGUCGAACGUCAUCCAAACCUCAGAAUGGCACUCAACGUCCCUCUGAUAACAAUUCCCAAACAGUGAAUCAUAAAUGCACAGAUCCUGAGAUUUGCAAGCGCCAGAUUGCAGAAGAUUUUGAGCAAGAGAAACCACUUUGGAUACUUACAUGCUAUGGUCAUUGCAAAGGUGCUCCUUGUGACAUUAUUGGAGAUAUUAGCUAUGAAGAAUUACGGGCAUCAGCUUACGAGGAUGCUAAGAACGGAAUGAGUUUGCCGCUAAUUGUUGAAAAAGAGAGAAACAUACUAAAAUCCAAGUUGGCUGAGUUUGACAAACUACUUUCUGAACCCUACAAAAUGCCUCUGAAUUCUUCUCUUGACAUUCAAAAGUACCAAUCUAAUGGAGCCAAUGCAAAUGCAUUUUCACCAGCUACGCAAAAUAAUGGUCCUUUAUCAGUCUCAAGCUUUAGCCAACUGGGUGCUUCACUGAACACUGGUUUUGAAAGGCCCUCUGCACCACCAGCAAUUGCUCCAGCGCAGCCUAAUUCCUUUGGUAGUGGAGGAAACUUUUUCACAUCCAACACAGGAAACUUAUUUGGAAGUGGAAUCUCAGGUUCUCAAAACAACACAGGAAACUCCUUCACAUCCAACACAGGAAACCUAUUUGGCAGUGGAGUCUCAGGUGCUCAAAAUAACACAGGAAACUCUUUCACAUCCAACACAGGAAACCUAUUCGGCAGUGGAGUCUCAGGUGCUCAAAACAACAACCCCUUUUCUACUCCAGCAGAGUUGACAAUGUUUCCAGGAUCAACUUCCCAGUUCCAACAACCAUCCAUUGCGUUAAAUAAUACUAGCUCUGCCACAAUGCUUCAGACAGCAUCAUCGGAUGUUCAGUUAAAUACAUCCCAAGUGGAGAAUGCGUCUGUAGAUGACAGUAUCUGGUUAAAGGAGAAAUGGAAUCCUGGAGAGAUUCCAGAAGAAGCUCCUCCAGACAGAUUUAUUCGGUAA